Messenger RNA from Topomyia yanbarensis, 5334 nucleotides. RefSeq lists its product as uncharacterized. The transcript has a single exon. NCBI's taxonomy places the organism in Eukaryota, Metazoa, Arthropoda, Insecta, Diptera, Culicidae. Gene Ontology annotation, biological process: DNA integration. Bases 1 to 5334 code for a protein of 1777 amino acids. Gene Ontology annotation, molecular function: zinc ion binding; nucleic acid binding. The record is from RefSeq and is a predicted model, not a curated record.
AUGGCCACCAAGAAGUUAAAGGACAAGAAACUGAAGGACAAGUUUACCGUCCGUAAGUCACUCGUUUCAUCACUAGAAACAGUCGAGUCCUUUGUGGAAAAUUAUGAGGAAGACCGCGAUUUCCCUCAAAUACCGGUUUGGUUGGACUUGGUGGAUCAAGUGUACCGUGAGUAUGUGAAGGUACAAUCAGAGAUUGAAAGGAUGGACGGUGGAGAUGCUCCGUUAGUGAAACAUCUGCAGGAACGGAGAGAAUUUGAUUCCAGGUACUGUGCCACAAAGGGUUGGUUGAUGAAUUGCAGAUCAGUUGAGUUGAAUUCAACCAGCAAUGCCACCAAUAUGAACGUACCGCAACCGUCCAGUUUCCACUUGCGGCUUCCAAAAAUUGAUUUGCCAAAAUUCGAUGGUGAUUACUCACGGUGGCUAGGAUUUCGGGACACAUUCAAGUCCAUGGUGCAUGAUGUCGCCGAUAUCCCAUUAGUUGCCAAACUUCAAUUCCUGCUCCAGUCGUUGGAAGGAGAGGCACGCAAGCCUUAUGAAACGGUGGACAUUGAAUCAGCAAACUAUCUAACCACUUGGGAGGCACUCCUCAAGCGCUAUGACAACAAGCGCUUUCUCAAGAAGCAGUUAUUCCGUGCGCUCCAUGAUAUUGCUCCAAUUCGUAAAGAAUCCCCGCAGGAUCUCCACAACCUUGUGGACGACUUUCAACGUCACGUGAAGGCAUUAUCGAAGCUUGGAGAGGCAGUAGAAACCUGGGACACACCGCUGGUAUGUAUGCUGUCCUACAAAAUUGAUCCAAUAACCCUCAGAGCCUGGGAAGAAUAUGCGGCAAAAUCGGAAAAUGUUGGAUAUGAUGCGUGCGUGGAGUUUUUGUAUCAGCGGGUUCGCAUACUACAAACGGUUUCGUCGGAAAUACAACAUCGCUCUCAAGCAGCUCCGGUUAAAAUGAUCGGUUCAAAUACUGUCACCAAAAAGAUUCAGUCUCAUAAGUCGGUAGCCAAUACAGCGACUUCGAGCUCCCGCGCAAAUCCUCCCACCUGCUUGGCGUGUUCUGAGAAGCACCUGUUGUUCCAGUGUGCUACAUUCCAAGGACUCACCGUCGGCCAACGUCGAGAACUGAUCACACAGAAACGUCUUUGCUGGAACUGCUUCAAAUCAUCUCAUAUUGCUCGGAAUUGUGAUUCGAAGUACACGUGCCGCCAUUGUCGUGAACGGCAUCACACACUGCUGCACCAGUCGCCAACCUCAAAUCUGGCACCAAAGGUUACAGCAAGUUCGCCGGCUCAGCAAGCAGCUCUAUCUACGAUUGAUCAAGGAAAUCCAAGCGGAUCGGUAAAUAUUCCAACGGAAGUAAGCGUGCCGGCUCAUCGUAGUUCUCCUAGCGCCGUUUUUCUUUCCACGGUGGCACUCUGGAUCGAGGAUAGAUUCGGAAAACCACAUUCUGCUCGUGCAUUGAUCGACUCGGGGUCACAGUCGAAUUUCAUUUCGAAAAGGCUUGCUCGUCGUCUGUGCCUGCGAUCAGAACGAGUAAGUGUCCCCAUAACCGGUAUUGGGGAAGCAAACGUGACGGUCACGCAAUCCGUCCUUUCCACCAUCCGUUCCAAAAAUGAUGAAUUUUCGAGUGAAUUGGAGUUUUUGGUUCUCCCGAAGCCAACUGCAGAGCUUCCGUCUACUAAUGUUGACAUCUCGUCAUGGAAAAUACCGCCAAACGUUGCUCUAGCCGACCCCACGUUUAAUAUUUCUGGACGCAUUGAUUUGCUCCUUGGCAUCGAGCAGUUCCACGAGUACCUGAAGAAUGGCAGAAUCAUCCUCGGCGAAGGCUCUCCAGUCUUAGUUGAAACAGUGUUUGGUUGGGCCGUAAUUGGCCGUUGGUAUGGCACAUCCCCACCCUCCUCUCCAGUUUGCCAUGCAGCUCUGACCCCGUGCAGCCUAGAAUCAGUCUUGGAAAGAUUCUGGGAAUUAGAAGCAGUAGAGUCUGGCCGACUGUAUUCAGCAGAAGAAACUUCCUGCGAGGAACUUUAUAAGUCUUCAACUACACGCAACGAUAGUGGACGAUAUGUCGUCCGCCUUCCACGAACGGAUAAUCCAAAUAUCCACCUAGGCGAAUCAAGGAGCAUAGCCGAGAAACGCUUUAUGAGCUUAGAACGACGCCUUAACCGGGACGAGGCCACAAAAACGGCGUACCACGAAUUCAUGGAUGAAUAUCAACGACUUGGUCAUAUGCGGAAGAUCCCCGAUCCAGUCGAUGAAACUAGUGUCCAUAGCUACCUUCCGCAUCAUCCGGUUUUCAAAACCACGAGUACCACUACAAAAACCCGCGUCGUGUUCGACGCCUCGUGCCGCACUACGUCUGGUUAUUCCUUGAACGAUCUUCUUCUCGUCGGCCCGGUAGUGCAGGACGACCUGUUAUCGAUUGUGAUGCGCUUUCGUACCCGACCGAUCGCACUUGUAGCGGACAUAGAGAAAAUGUACCGCCAAAUCGAGGUCCACCAAGAAGAUCGUCCACUUCAACGAAUCCUAUGGCGAAAACAGCCGUCAGACCCGAUUUCCACGUUCAAGCUGCAAACGGUCACGUACGGGACCGCUUCAGCACCAUUCCUCGCCACUCGUACUUUGGUUCAACUCGCCAAGGACCAAGGCGAAACCUUCCCCUCCGCGCAGAGCGCGGUGCUGGAAGAUUUUUAUGUUGACGAUUUCAUCAGUGGAGCAGAUGAUAUUCAAUCAGCCAUCCAGCUACGUCGUCAAGUAAGCACCAUGCUGCAUUCUGCUGGAUUUCCACUACGGAAGUGGGCAUCCAAUUCAUCGGCCGUUCUAGCAGAAAUUCCCGAAGCUGAGCUUGGAAUUCAGCCAUUUUACGAUCUUUCUGACGACCAGUCAGUGACAACGCUUGGGCUGGUAUGGGAACCAGGCUCAGACACACUCCGCUUUAAAAUUCAGCUGCCACAUCCAGCAUCUACACUCACUCGGAGAAACGUACUUUCGUACAUCGCCCAGAUUUAUGACACACUCGGCCUCGUUGGGCCUGUUAUUUCUACCGCCAAACAGUUUAUGCAACGCUUGUGGGCACUUUCUUCGAGCAACGGUAAACCGUACGAUUGGGAUCAACCGCUUCCGGAAAAACUUCAACAUGAAUGGAGGGAAUUUCACGCUACCCUCAACAUGCUCAGCGACAUUCGAGUUCCACGUUUUGCUUCGGUGGCCGGAGCAACCAACCUCCAGUUGCAUUUCUUCUCCGAUGCGUCCGAGAAAGCGUAUGGCACCUGUGCCUAUUUGCGCUCUGUAGACAGUCACCAAAAUGUGCACGUGCAGCUUCUAACGGCCAAAUCGAAGGUCGCACCAUUAAAGACACGCCAUAGCAUCGCUCGCUUGGAACUCUGCGGAGCCCUUCUUUCAACACAGCUGUUUAAAAAGGUAACUGCUUCGAUAAAGGUUAACGCUGAUGUGUUUUUCUGGGUAGAUUCUAUAACGGUGCUACAAUGGCUGAAGUCAGCGCCCUCCUGCUGGAAGACAUUUGUGGGCAAUCGCGUGUCCAAAAUACAAGAAGCAACGAGCGAGCAUUCCUGGAAUCAUGUCCCUGGCAAGGACAACCCAGCCGAUGAACUUUCCCGAGGCUUAACACCGGCCGAACUACUUCACCAGACGCGAUGGUGGACCGGACCAACCUGGGUUAGUCUCACCAAGCAGCACUGGCCGAAUCAAUCAGGUGAUAUCGAUACAGCGUCCAAAACAUUCGCCGAAGAACGCAAGGUGUGUUUAGUGACAAUCGCGCCUCAACGUGAUACAUUUUGUGAUCAGCUUUUCAACCAUUAUUCGUCGUACACAAAGCUGCGCAGGACCGUUGCGUACUUCCUUUUCUACAUGCGUGUACUGCAUGCAUCGGCCGCCAAAAAUCAACCGAAUGGUGUUUGUGCAAAAUCUUCGACGGCAAAGCUUGAACCAUUCUCCCACCUAACUGCUGCUGAUCUACAAGAUGCCGAGCUUAUUUUAUGUCGCCUUUCUCAGCGCGAUAGUUUUUCGAUGGAGCUGAAAGCUUUACGAGUCGGUAAACCAGUCGACAAUUCUUCAACUAUGAAGUGGAUCAAGCCAUUCAUAUCUAGCGAUGGUCUUAUUAGAGUCGGUGGGCGAAUACGACUUUCCGGAGUGUCUGAAGCCAUGAAACACCCAAUCGUUAUCUCCGGCAAGCAUCGAUUAGCCCUCCUACUGGCUGAACAUUUCCACCGAUCGCUAUUGCAUGCAGGCCCACAACUGAUGAUGAGCACAAUGAAGCAAAAAUUUUGGUUGAUUGCCGGCAGAGACCUACUUCGUCAUGUGUACCACCAAUGCCAUACCUGUUUCCGCCGGAAACCAAUUCUCGUCCAGCAGACAACCGCAGAUCUCCCGAGCUCCAGAGUAACUCCGUCACGGCCGUUUUCAGUAUCCGGGGUUGACUACUGCGGCCCAGUUUAUCUUCGUGGACCCCAUCGAAGGGCCGGUGCGGUUAAAGCAUACAUUGCAGUUUUUGUGUGUUUUUCUACACGUGCCGUGCAUUUGGAGCUCGUAGCCGACCUUUCUACAGCAGCAUUUCUUGCCGCCCUUAGACGUUUCGUCGCACGGCGUGGCAAAGUUCGCGAGCUACACUCGGACAACGCCACGAACUUUAAAGGGGCUGCGAACGAGUUAAACCAUCUCUACAAGCUACUGAAGACCAACGAUAGCAGCCGCAAACUUAUUUUCGACUGGUGUUCCAAUGCAGACAUCCCUUGGAAAUUCAUACCACCGCGCGCCCCCCAUUUUGGCGGAUUGUGGGAGGCGGCGGUUAAAUCUGCAAAGAACCACCUCCUCAAAGAAGUUGGCAAUACCACCGUCACCCAGGACGAGAUGCUGACGCUUCUCGCACAAGUGGAAAUGUGUCUCAACUCUCGGCCUAUUACCGAGAUGUCCAGCGAUCCGUCGGACUUGGAGGCCCUUACACCGGGUCAUUUUUUGGUGGGAUCGAACAUGCAAGCGAUUCCUGAGUUCGACUACAAACAACAACCCGACAACAGACUCACCCGCUGGCAGCUGAUACAGAAGCGAUUCCAGGCAAUAUGGAAGCGCUGGAACACCGAAUAUUUGCAGCAGCUUCAAGCACGCUCCACGAAGGGAAUUAAACCGGCCGUCGACAUUGAAGUUGGCCGACUAGUCAUCAUCAAGGAGGACAACAUCCCCCCAGCUCAAUGGAUGCUAGGCCGCAUCAUUGAAACUCAUCCCAGUCAGGACGGAAUAGUGAGGGUUGUCUCUUUGAAAACUGGAUCAGCCAACCAUGUCACCCGUCCAGUAACUAAAAUCGCCCUUUUGCCGAUGCCUUAUGCUUCUUAA